UCACAACCGUGGAAGUGAGAAACUCCAUUGUUUUCACAGAAAACUAAGGCACGGUGGUGGAUUCUUCACUUGGAGACCUUUUGUAACUCACAUUCCUUCUGUUUUCGUAGCUCGGCUGCGCAGUGUGGUCCCACUACACAGAUCUGCGGCGGUGAAACGGCUGUGGACCGGCGGCAGCUGACGUUUGUGUCCGCACCUUGCUUAGCAUCUUGUUCUUGUGUGCAACACCAGGAAGCGAGAUCUGGCUAUCUACAAGCUGUUACCUUACGCGAUGAAGGCACCAAAGAAUCGGAUAACAUAAUGUUAACGGUUACAGUCUGACAGUGAACGACGUUAUUUAAGUGUUGCUGCAUUAGAUUUGAAGAUUAACAUCCCAGAGGCUGACUUCGUUUAUCGUUCAGACUGCUAGCCAGCUUGCUAUUUAGCCAUCUGGCAGGAUUGUAGCUCGCUAACAUUAGCACUUGGUUACCGUUAGCAAGUUGGUCUUUGCCUGGUGAUGGCUGUGGCACACAGAAGCUGUUUUUGGGUUGGAUUUUUACUCCUAAUGCUACUGUGUGGGGGCAAAGCAAGGAAACACAAGCUCACGUUGAAGAAUGAAACUCGGUCUAUCGUCGACCUCAACAACUUUGGUUUCUACGCUAACGGGACUCUGGAUGUCAACCUGCAUUCCCUGCGACUUCCAUCACAAAGGGUGAACUACUCCGCAUCCCCGGUGGGUUUCAGUCUGUCCAGGUCCCGUGUUAAUGGAGUUUUGUCCUACACAGCAGAGGAGACGGAGACAUGCCCGCUCAGUGUUCCCAAGUCAGCCAAUGAUGAGCCUCUCAUUCUUUUUGUUUUCAAUUUCGAAGGCCUCAGUGUCAGUAUGAAAGCUACGGGUAACCAAGACAACAUCUUGACAGCAAAGCCAAAGGCUGAAGCUACUACAGGUCAGAGGAAAGCCAGGGAGAUUCCUGAUGCUGAUGCCCAAGAUAAACCAAAAGACAAUGUGAACAAAAAGCCCGAUGACAUCAAGCCAGAUGAGCACUCAAAAGCUGACGGCAAGAAACAGGAUCCUGUGGGUCAGAACGAAGGAGAUAAGACAGAAGAAAAACCAAACCCUGUAGUUGAAACUAAGAAAGUGGAGGGAAAUAUAUUCCAUCUGGACAAGCAAACCCAGCUGACUUUAGCUUUGGACCAAGUUAACGGCACCUACAACUUUAGUUUCCACCUGGAGAUUGGUCCGAAGGCUCAGGGUCUGUACAGCCUCAAGUUCCACUACUGUCAGAACAAGUUCCCUGCAGUCAAACAGCCCUACUCAUUCACGGUGGAAGUGCAAGAGAAGAAUCCAGGUGGCUACCUGUCUGCAGCUGAAAUUCCUCUGUCUCGCCUUUACAUUUGUAUGGCUGGAGUCUUCUUCACUGCUGCCUUGGUUUGGGUGUACACUCUCAUGAAGCACAGGUACAGCGUGUUUAAGAUCCAUUGGCUCAUGGCAGCACUGGCGUUCACCAAGUCCGCUUCCCUGGUUUUCCACAGUAUCAACUAUCACUUCAUCAACACUGAGGGGCAUCCUAUUGAAGGCUGGGCUGUCAUGUAUUAUAUAACACAUCUGCUCAAAGGUGCCCUCCUGUUCAUCACACUGGCUCUAAUCGGCACUGGCUGGGCCUUCGUUAAAUACAUCUUGUCUGACAAGGAGAAGAAGAUCUUCAUGAUUGUCAUUCCUCUGCAGGUCCUCGCUAAUGUCGCCUACAUCAUCAUUGAGUCUACAGAGGAAGGCUCCAGUGAAUACAAUCUGUGGAAGGAGAUCCUCUUUCUGGUCGACCUCAUCUGCUGUGGAGCCAUCCUUUUCCCUGUUGUCUGGUCAAUCCGUCACCUACAGGAGGCAUCUAGCACUGACGGCAAAGCCGCCAUGAAUUUGGAGAAGCUCAAACUCUUCCGGCAUUAUUAUGUGAUGAUUGUGUGUUAUAUCUACUUCACGAGGAUCAUAGCCAUUCUGCUGAAGAUCACUAUGCCUUUCCAGUGGCAGUGGUGUUACGAGUUUCUGGUGGAAGUGUCUACUCUGAUCUUUUUUGUGCUGACGGGCUACAAGUUCCGACCGGCGUCCAAUAACCCCUACCUCCAGCUUCCCCAGGAUGAGGAGGACGUAGAGAUGGAUGAAGUGUAAGCGCACACGUCUAGUGACAGAGUCGGGAGCACUGGAGGGAAUUUCCAAAGUCAAGAAGACGUGUAACGGACGCGAGCGCCAGAAAGAGUCCACCUUGUGAGCAGGAUGCUGCAUCAUUGAGGCAGAGCAACUACACAUCCCCAGGCCAGCUGGUAUACAGGGGUACACAUGGACCAAGGCUCCCCACAUGUAAUGACAGCUGUCCUUGAAAAAAUAACUCCUCUUGUGGUUGCAGUGGCCAUGCCCACUGUCUGGCUAUGCAAAGAAAAAAAAAGAAAAACGACAAAAAAAGACUAACUUGUUGGACGCUCUUCAUUUCCUUGGAACACUCCACCCAGAAACUCUGAGAGGUUUCAGGAGGCUCCUGCCACAUGGACAGGUGGAGAUAUGGAAAGGAGCUCUGAUCUCUUUAUAGAUUUCAUUUCUCUCUCUCUUUCUCUCUCCAAAGAUAAUUAUCAUUUUAGAAAAAGACUUGAUUUUGGGUGUGUUUAUAUCAACUAUUUAAAGCGGUACUCCUGCGAGCCUCUUAGCUGUACCUUUUUGUGUGUGAUACGAGUACACGUGUGUGAAUGUGAGACAACACAAAUUUGAACACAACAGUUUUUUUUUCCCUUUGGAGACAAUAGCCCACACUCAGGUAAAAGGCUAAUCAAUAUAUUUAAAACUUAGGCAACAACUCAUUAUGUCUUUUUCCCACUGUCCAGGGUUCAGUAAUGUCCCAUCAGUCUUUACAAAACUUCAUCGUCACCUCACUGUAUGGUAUGUGACUUUUUUCUUAUAUAUUUGAUUUGUAUAUUGAAAUAUAUUAUGAAAUAGGUAUAUUUCAAUAUAUUGGCUUACUGCAUAUUGAAAUGUUCUAUUUCAGUAUUAUUGUUUCUGUUGGAGAGGUAAGAGUUCCUCCCAGUCCGUCACUUGGACCGCUGCUGUAAUUUAGUGCUUUUGUGGUUGAGGAUACCUUACAUCUCUGUGAAUUCAGCCCACAUGGUGACAUGUGGACCUCUUGAUGAAUAAACAGGUUUUUGGAUCGAUGUCUAAAAUAUUCAGAGCAGUGGCCCAGCUUAUGUUCAAUAACGGCCUUGUUCUUUUUUUUCCCCCCAGAUUGGCAUUGCUGUGUCAAUCUGGGCAGAAAAGUGACCUAACUGAUUUAUGAAUUUGCCUGCUUUGGGUUUUACCUUUUUGCUCUUGAUGUGAAGCUUAUUUUUAAUAAUUAUUGAUGACUUCUUGGUUUGUAGAGAAUCAGCAGCGUGUGCAGCCAGCCAGGCAGGGUAGAUGGCCAUUUGUAAAUAGGACUGUUGAUGCAAGAGAAGGCAAAUUACACUUUUCACGAGAACCGCAUUGAGGCUUUAUAGAGUGUUUUUCCACAGGUUCCAGUUCAAUGAGAUUUUUUGAUUCCUUUAAUUGACAAAUGUGAGGAAACAGGGAAAGACUACUGAGAUUCAACCACAGUCCCUCCUGUUCAGGGAUGGCCGAGCUUCAUGGUGUUUACUGACAGCUGAUUCCAGGCUCUGGGUGUCCAGGAGGUAACAGUCAGUGUAGCUUCACUUCAGUUGGCUGAAGGGUUUCUGCUUGUUACAGAGGGCUGGUGAUGUCUGUAUGAACUGUCACAAUAAAGCUGGAAUUCUGGAAAGGUC
Messenger RNA from Amphiprion ocellaris (clown anemonefish), 3771 nucleotides. Its product is annotated as protein GPR108-like. Gene Ontology annotation, biological process: transport. The transcript has 18 exons. Gene Ontology annotation, cellular component: Golgi apparatus; membrane. The record is from RefSeq and is a predicted model, not a curated record. Bases 497 to 2140 code for a protein of 547 amino acids. NCBI's taxonomy places the organism in Eukaryota, Metazoa, Chordata, Actinopteri, Pomacentridae.